Messenger RNA from Colletotrichum godetiae, 1373 nucleotides. RefSeq lists its product as uncharacterized. The transcript is spliced from 3 exons. The coding region runs from base 75 to 1022 and encodes 315 amino acids. NCBI's taxonomy places the organism in Eukaryota, Fungi, Ascomycota, Sordariomycetes, Glomerellales, Glomerellaceae. The record is from RefSeq and is a predicted model, not a curated record. Gene Ontology annotation, molecular function: oxidoreductase activity, acting on NAD(P)H.
ACUUGAGAAGAAUCCCGCAGAAUGGAAGAUCCAGUAGGUGCGCUCCGUGCUCAUGGAGAGAAGGCACCACUGACAUGACCCAGGGAUAUGGGCAUCAUUGUGCAGACGUAUCCUACUAUACUCGGUGCAGAUGCUGCAGGCUUUGUCGAAGAGGUCGGCGAUGGAGUAACUCAUCUCAAAAAGGGCCAGCGGGUCAUAGGGUGCAUACCUGUUUAGACCACAUGCCCUAUCGCCAGCCGGCCUUGACUAACAUCACGCGCAGAUACUGCACCGGAUUAGGCAAGCAGAACCACGAGUUUGGAACGUUCCAGCUCUACAGCAAAGCAGACGCGAACCUCGUUUCCCCCAUCCCAGAUGACGCGAGCUUCGUAAGCGCAUCGGUACUACCGCUGGCGAUCGCAACGGCAGCAGUGGGGCUCUAUAAGAAGCAACAUUUAGGCCUACCUCUACCAUCCCUCACUCCGCGUCGAAUUGACAAGACGAUCCUCAUAUGGGGCGGUGCGUCAUCUGUAGGAGGCACGGCAGUACAGUUGGCGGUCGCCUCGGGGCUUAGAGUCGUUACCACGGCUUCGCAGCGCAACUUUGACAAGGUCUUUGAGUUGGGCGCAGAGGUAGUUGUGGAUUACCACUCGGAUACGCUCGUCCACGACGCGCUGAAGGCGUUAUCUGGGGCGGAUCUUGUUGGAGUAUACGACGCGAUCUCGGGCCCCGAGUCUUUGAAGCCUAUCGGUGCCAUAUUGGAUCAAAUCGGACCGCGAAAGGUUUCGGUUGUGUUACCGACAGAGGGCGAUUAUGGGAAGAACGCGGAGAUUAGCAUGAUGACUGCCUACCAGAUAACAGAGGACCCGGAAGAAGUGCAGAAUCCUGUCUGGAGAGACUUUGUACCGGGUGCUCUAAGGAAUGGCCAGCUGAAGCCGAAGCCGGACGCGGAGGUCGUUGGCAAAGGGCUGGAGUCGAUCCAAGCUGGACUUGAUUUGUUGAAACAGGGCGUGUCUGCGAAAAAGCUGGUAAUUCAGCUCUGAGCGUCACUCACAUGCAGAAUAUUUUUCCUCUUGCCUCAUUGUCUUGGCCUGCAUGAAGAGCUUGAGCAGCACCGGGUAGGGCAGCCUCAUGCAAUUGAGUUGAUCUCAUCUUUUGCUCGUGAAACGUGAAGGUUCGCACUAGUGCAUGGGCAUGAAGUGGUUCAGAAGAAAUAAUUCCCCGUUUGAUUUUGUAGUUUCGCAUGUGAGAAAGCUGCGUCAAAGAAAGAAGACUUGGUGCAUUGAUCUAGAUGGGUUCCUAUGUAAGGUAGCUCGAGAGCAGAGCUUGGUGCCUUGUGGUUCUCACCUGGAUAGCCGCUGUCGGUGAGCAUCAGGUGAGGAGGUGUGUCAGAU